CUGUCCUCCCCUCCUCUCGCCUCUCGCGAGAGCUCGCGGCGCCGCUGCCGUGCCCUUGCGGCGCCAUGGCGGGCUACUGGGACGGGCCCGAGGGCGAGGACUGCCCGCGCCGCGCCUGGCUCACCACGAGGGUGGGAGCCGCCGCCGGCCUGAUCGGCGCCGCGUACCGCAUCAUCCUGCUGCAGCCCGGCACGGCCCUGGCCGCCGUGCAGAUGGCGGCGACGGACACGGUCACCAUGGCCACGCUGGGGGCCGUGUUUGGUGUGACGACCUGCCUGAGUGCCGAGAUCCGGGAGAAGCCGGAGGACCCCUUGAACUACUUCAUAGGAGGCUGUGCCUCAGGAGCCAUCGUCGGGGCAAGAACUCACAAUUACUUCACCGGUACCAUGUCCUGUUUGGGGUUUGGCAUCACUGCUGCCCUCAUGAAGAUCGGCAACAAGGAGGGCUGGAGGCUGACGGGGCCUCCCAAGCUGUGACUGUACCUUCCCUGCGAGCUCCUGGGAAUGCUCUGUGGAAUGAGGCUCUGUGGAAUAAAGAUGCUGGCAAAUCAA
Messenger RNA from Neopsephotus bourkii (Bourke's parrot), 551 nucleotides. It is a transcript of the gene NDUFA11, whose product is annotated as NADH:ubiquinone oxidoreductase subunit A11. The record is from RefSeq and is a predicted model, not a curated record. Lineage: Eukaryota; Metazoa; Chordata; Aves; Psittaciformes; Psittacidae. Gene Ontology annotation, biological process: mitochondrial respiratory chain complex I assembly. The transcript is spliced from 4 exons. The coding region runs from base 66 to 476 and encodes 136 amino acids.